This is a messenger RNA of Teleopsis dalmanni, 1558 nucleotides long. RefSeq names its product DDB1- and CUL4-associated factor 12 (gene DCAF12). Gene Ontology annotation, molecular function: protein binding. Gene Ontology annotation, cellular component: Cul4-RING E3 ubiquitin ligase complex. Lineage: Eukaryota; Metazoa; Arthropoda; Insecta; Diptera; Diopsidae. The transcript has 6 exons. The record is from RefSeq and is a predicted model, not a curated record. The coding region runs from base 83 to 1492 and encodes 469 amino acids.
AAUAUUUUUUGUUGAAAGUAGUACGUAAACAAUGAAAUAUAAAAAUACAUUUCAUUGUUAAGUGAUUUUUUAAGGAUUAAAAAUGUUCGAAAUAAGGAAUAAAAAUUCCAUCAGUUUUAAUUCUUUAGUAAAAACAAUACGAGUUCCAGUUUUUGGUGCUCAUCCAUCAUGUCAUAUUCAGACUCGAUUAGAGGAAAGAAGAGCGAAGGCUCGAGCUUUGCGUGCAGAACGUCGUCGUAAACCAGACAAACCAGAUGAUUUUGUUUGUUAUGAUGAUUCUGGUAGUGACGAGGAAACGUUAGCUCAACAAGAGGAGAUCUUAAAUACUUCAUACUCGAUAUGUGAUUUUCUGCGUGCGCGUGAAAGUGGACUCAGAGAUUUACGUAGUGUAAAUUAUGAACAAACAAGUAGAUAUGUUUUAACUCAUGAUAUGCUUCGCGAGACUCAAAUCAAUUUAGGAUACAUAAAUAAGGUGUUCUGUUCAAAAUGGUUAAGUAGUCGACAAGUAGUUUUUGGAACAAAAUGUAACAAGUUACUUGUUUACGAUGUAAACAUGCGGCGAGUAGAUGCAAUUCCAACAUUAUCAAAUAAAAAUAUUAACCACCCUGAAGUACAAGGUGGAUUACAUGCUAUAGAAAUAAAUCCGAGUAGAUCAUUUCUAGCUACUGGCGCACGUAAUUCUUCAGAUAUAGCUGUUUAUCGUUUACCAACCCUUGAUCCAGUCUGUGUAGGCGAAAAUGGACAUCGAGAUUUAAUAAUGGGAAUGUGUUGGUUAGAUGACCAAUUUUUAGUAUCGGGAUCUAAAGAUUCACGUUUAGCACUUUGGCGUGUUAAUGAAGAUAUGAUGGAUUUUCCGGACGGUGGCCAAGAAGCUUGCCCUACUUUUGCUACAAUUAAUCCACUAUCUGUGAAGGAUUGUCGCACUGCGCAAAAAAUACGUUCAUUGUGUUUCAAUAAGGAAUUUAAGGAAAUAGCUGCUCUAUCUCUAAAUGGUUAUAUACACAUUUUUAACGCAGAAACUUUCAAACAAAAAUUAUCUCGUAAGUUGCCAAAUUGUCAAGAUAACGUUAGCAUAGCUUAUCACUCUGAUGGACUAUAUGCAGUUGGUUGUCGAUCGUAUACUAUAUUAUUAGAUGCAAGAACAUUGCAGACUAUAAAAAAAAUAACAUCUCGCUAUAGUGGCUGUGGUAUACGCGCUACCAGUUUCGAAGGCAAUUUGCUUACUGUAGGCACAGGACUUGGCAUGUUAUUAUUUUAUGACUUACGAGCGGGGAAAUAUCUUGAAAGCAGUGUGAACGCUUCUCGUACUGUGGCACUAAAGUGUAGUAAAGGGAUUGUUUAUCCUGAAGAUGAAAUGGAUGGUUUUCAACAAGUUAAAUAUGUACCAGCAAUUUACACACACUGCUAUGAUAGCACUGGAAUGCGUAUAUUUGCUGCUGGUGGUCCGUUACCAGCUACACUUGUAGGAAACUAUGCUGGUGUUUGGCAAUAACUUUUUAGCAAAAUUAAGCGUCCUUGCAAUUGAUAACCUAUUAAAUGAAUUAUUUUAUUUUGCAUU